AUAUUUUAUUUCAAAUUCUAGAUUUUGCUCUCACACAUCACUCUUUUUCUCGCUUUUUUAUAUCUCUCUCAUCUCUAUCUUAUUCAUUUUUCAAAUUUCACUUGUCCUGUUUUGUUGUGUUGUGUUGUUUCAGAGAGAGAGAGAGUUUAGAGAGAGAGAGAGAGUGAUCUACAGCAGCGAGAGAGAUUUGAGAGAGAUGGACAGAAACACUACUACUCCGGUUAGAAAGCCACACACUUCCACCGCAGAUCUGCUCACCUGGUCGGAGGUUCCUCCCGUCGCCGCUUCUCCCGCCACCGCUCCUCGCUCCACUUCUCAUCAGCCGUCGGAUGGGAUAAGCAAGGUAGUGUUCGGAGGACAAGUGACUGAUGAAGAAGUUGAGAGCUUGAUGAAAAGGAAGCCAUGUUCUGGUUAUAAAUUGAAGGAGAUUACAGGCAACAACAUCUUUGCAGCUGAUGCAGAGAAUGAUACAGCAGAACCAGAUAGUGCUGACCCAAAUAACAAAACUGGAUUACGCAUGUACCAGCAAGCAGUUGCUGGAAUCAGCCACAUUUCAUUUGGUGAAGAUGGAACUGUUUCUCCUAAGAAGCCUGCUUCUCUUCCUGAGGUGGCAAAGCAACGAGAGCUGAGUGGGACAUUAGACAGUGAAGCUGAGGCAAAGCUGAAGAAGCAGCUUUCUGAAGCCAAGUGCAAGGAGCUUAGCGGCCAUAACAUCUUUGCACCUCCUCCAGAAAUUCAACCUCGCCCUUUGGCUGCUCGUGCAUUGGCAUUGAGGGAAAGCAUCACCAUUGGUGAACUUGCACCCAACCAACCAAAUGGAGGUCCCAGCAGUGAUAAUAAUUCAGAACAUGUUGUAAAGACCUCCAAGAAGAUUCCUGACAAGAAAUUUGCGGAGCUGUCUGGAAAUGACAUUUUCAAAGGGGAUACUCCUCCAGCAUCUGACAAACCACUAAGUUCAGCUAAGUUGCGAGAAAUGAGUGGUAGCAACAUCUUCGCAGAUGGAAAAGUAGAGUCUCGGGUCUGCCUAGGUGCCCGCAAACCCCCAGGUGGUGAUAGCAGCAUCGCAUUGGUGUAAAGUAGGGCUAACCCAAUCAUUUCACAUGAUUAUAAUUAUAAUCGCUAUUCUUGUGUAUUUUCAUAAUUAUGGCUGAUGGGGGAGUAUGUUCCAUCCGAUUUGACUCUGUUUGUGGAUUUUGUUAUGUUUUAGAUUUUUAGUAACAUGUUGAUGGGACCUAUGGAAUACUAUCUAAUUGGAUUGGUAUGCCCAUAUUGCUUCUCAUGGUGUGUAGUAUUGAAGUUCUUGGCUGUUCUCUGAACUAAUUUGUGUUCGAUAUCUUUUUUCGCUGAAUCAACAUUCCGAUACAUUACUUGGUUCUCUGAA
Messenger RNA from Daucus carota subsp. sativus, 1381 nucleotides. RefSeq lists its product as uncharacterized. The transcript is spliced from 5 exons. Bases 197 to 1075 code for a protein of 292 amino acids. Lineage: Eukaryota; Viridiplantae; Streptophyta; Magnoliopsida; Apiales; Apiaceae. The record is from RefSeq and is a predicted model, not a curated record.